AAGUGUAACUUCACACUGUCGCUCAACUCCCAAAAGUAUAAACACAAAAGUUUGCAUUCAAUGUGAAAAAUGCUAUUCUACUCAUUCUUCAAGUCACUUGUCGGAAAGGACGUGGUUGUGGAGUUGAAAAACGAUUUAUGCAUAUGUGGUACCCUUCAUUCGGUGGAUCAAUACCUCAAUAUCAAGCUUACAGAUAUUAGUGUAACAGACCCGGACAAAUAUCCCCAUAUGCUCUCUGUGAAAAACUGCUUCAUCCGAGGCUCAGUAGUCCGGUACGUUCAGCUGCCCAGUGACGAAGUGGACACACAAUUGCUUCAGGACGCCGCCCGGAAAGAAGCUGUGGUCAGCACAAGGUAGAAAGGCGGGGUGAUAAAAAAGGAAAGUCUGGCAUUUUUAUACAUAUAUAAUUCAUCUUCUAGAAUAUAUAUUACAAUUUCAAUUGCUUUUCUCAACAUA
Phlebotomus papatasi is the source of this 456-nucleotide messenger RNA. RefSeq names its product U6 snRNA-associated Sm-like protein LSm2. Gene Ontology annotation, cellular component: U6 snRNP; precatalytic spliceosome; P-body. The transcript is spliced from 3 exons. Lineage: Eukaryota; Metazoa; Arthropoda; Insecta; Diptera; Psychodidae. Gene Ontology annotation, molecular function: RNA binding. The record is from RefSeq and is a predicted model, not a curated record. The coding region runs from base 70 to 357 and encodes 95 amino acids. Gene Ontology annotation, biological process: mRNA splicing, via spliceosome.